GGCCGCCACCAUGUCGGCCUCGGCCGUCUUUAUUCUCGACGUCAAGGGCAAGCCCCUGAUCAGCCGUAACUAUAAAGGCGAUGUGGCGAUGAGCGAGAUCGAGCACUUCAUGCCUCUGCUUAUGCAGCGGGAGGAGGAGGGCGCCUUGGCCCCGCUACUGAGCCAUGGCCGGGUCCACUUCCUGUGGAUCAAACACAGCAACCUGUACUUGGUGGCCACCACGCUGAAGAAUGCCAACGCCUCCCUGGUGUACUCCUUCCUCUACAAGACGGUGGAGGUAUUCUGCGAGUACUUCAAGGAGCUGGAGGAGGAGAGCAUCCGUGACAACUUUGUCAUUGUCUACGAGCUGCUGGACGAGCUCAUGGAUUUCGGCUUCCCACAGACCACGGACAGCAAGAUCCUGCAGGAGUACAUCACACAGCAAGGUAACAAGCUGGAGACCGGCAAGUCGCGGGUGCCGCCCACCGUCACGAACGCUGUGUCUUGGCGCUCCGAGGGCAUCAAGUACAAGAAGAACGAGGUCUUUAUUGAUGUCAUAGAAUCUGUCAACUUGCUGGUGAGCCUACACACUUCCACACCACCCCCGCCACAGCCUGGGGGGCUGGAGAUGGGACCCUAUGUCAAUGUCAAUGGCAGCGUCCUGCUGAGCGAGAUCGUGGGCACCAUCAAGCUCAAGGUGUUUCUGUCGGGAAUGCCAGAGCUGCGGCUCGGCCUCAAUGACCGCGUGCUCUUCGAGCUCACUGGCCGCAGCAAGAACAAGUCGGUGGAGCUGGAGGACGUCAAAUUCCACCAGUGUGUCCGUCUCUCACGCUUUGACAACGACCGCACCAUCUCCUUCAUCCCUCCAGAUGGCGACUUUGAGCUCAUGUCCUACCGCCUCAGCACACAGGUCAAGCCGCUGAUCUGGAUUGAGUCUGUCAUUGAGAAGUUUUCCCAUAGCCGUGUGGAGAUCAUGGUCAAGGCCAAGGGGCAAUUUAAGAAGCAGUCAGUGGCCAACAGUGUGGAGAUAUCCGUGCCCGUACCCAGUGAUGCUGACUCCCCGCGCUUCAAGACCAGUGUGGGCAGUGCCAAGUACGUGCCAGAGAAGAAUGUCGUUAUUUGGAGUAUUAAAUCCUUCCCGGGGGGCAAGGAGUACCUGAUGCGAGCCCACUUCGGCCUCCCCAGUGUGGAGAAGGAGGAGGUGGAGGGACGGCCCCCCAUCGGGGUCAAGUUCGAGAUCCCCUACUUCACUGUCUCCGGGAUCCAGGUCCGGUACAUGAAGAUCAUCGAGAAAAGCGGUUACCAGGCCCUACCCUGGGUGCGCUACAUCACCCAGAGUGGCGAUUAUCAACUUCGUACCACCUAGAAGGGAGAAGUGGGGGCUUGAACGCGGGGCCUCCCUCUGCCCAGGCCCUGGCUGCAGAUUUUAGAAAGGGAGGGAAGCUGGGGUGUGUGAGGGGCAGGCCCCUGACUUAGCAGUUUCUUGCUCCUGGCCCCCAGCCCCCUCGUCGCCUCUUCCUCUAUCCAUUGGCUGGGAGAGGUGGUCUCCCUGCCUCCCUCACUCUUGGGGCUUCUCCCCUCCCCCCGGUUUUAUAUGAAGAAAUAGAAGAGGGGCUUGAAGCCCCCUCAUGAGUGCCUUCUUGCAGUGACCUGCCUUAGGGGAUGUCAGGAGCCCUUCAUCCUUCAUAGCUGCCGAGCCCAGAGGGCCCGGCUGGCCCAUUCCUCUGUGUUUCAGAUGUCAUUAAAAAGAUGAAUCUA
Messenger RNA from Cynocephalus volans (Philippine flying lemur), 1737 nucleotides. RefSeq names its product adaptor related protein complex 1 subunit mu 2 (gene AP1M2). Gene Ontology annotation, cellular component: clathrin adaptor complex; clathrin-coated vesicle. The record is from RefSeq and is a predicted model, not a curated record. The coding region runs from base 11 to 1345 and encodes 444 amino acids. The transcript is spliced from 12 exons. Lineage: Eukaryota; Metazoa; Chordata; Mammalia; Dermoptera; Cynocephalidae. Gene Ontology annotation, molecular function: clathrin-cargo adaptor activity. Gene Ontology annotation, biological process: vesicle-mediated transport; intracellular protein transport.